Molecule: messenger RNA, 1650 nt
Organism: Macrobrachium nipponense
Lineage: Eukaryota; Metazoa; Arthropoda; Malacostraca; Decapoda; Palaemonidae
Exons: 11
Coding region: 175-1635 (486 amino acids)
Source: RefSeq, a predicted model, not a curated record
AUAUCUCUGUUGUUGUUGACGGAAUUUGAUAUUCUGUUAGAGGGUUAUUCGAAACAGUACCUGACAUCUCCAACGAUUACUCCGUGUACUCUCACAUGGGAGGUUACUAUUCAGCAGUAUUACCCUUGCUGUAAUAUGUGUUAUUAGUUUCUAAAUGUUUGAUUUUUGAUCGUAAUGAAUUCUGGAAAAGAAAACUGGUUGAUGACAAGGAAGCCAUUUUUUGCCACAAGUUGUUUCAAAUCUGAUACUAUUCCUCUCCCUUCGCAUGAUAAAGUAAGACAUUUCUUAAGAUCCAAAGUGUGUUCAGCGAAAGAGUUGGAAAACCAGAAUUCAAUUUCAUCUAAAAAAGUAGAAGAAUAUUAUGCCCCCACUGUAUUGUCAGAAAGGGACCAAAGGGGACAUCAUGGGAAUUUCCAACCAUCUGGCCAAAGAUUAUCACAGAAAGAGAAGGCUUCAAAUAAUUCUCACCAGUCGGAAUACACAUGGAAGGGGCCACCAGCGCAACAAAAAGCUUCAUAUAGUACUGGAAAUGGUUCUGCCAAGAAGCCUAGUUUCACAUUAGGAAGGCCUUCAAUGUUAAGUGGAGGGUUAUCCAGACAGUCUUGGAAACAGAGUUUGAUUACAAAAAGCACUUCAAAGGAAUAUGAUGUAGAUGGAAAUUCAUCAGGUUCAGACUGUAAUCCAGAUUUAUUGCAAGAAUGUCGUGUUACAUUGUGUUUUGACGAUGUUCAAGAAUCUCAAGAGAAUGAAGAUCUGAUCGUACCACAUGGAAGGAUGGCUUCUUCAGCUGCGGUUCCAGAUGGAAUGGUACUUCAGGAUUCCUCACCUGAGCAGAAAAAGAAUCUGUUACAAGGAGGACCAAGAAGUGGAGGAAUAAAUGGAAUAGAUAAUGUUAUUGUAAAAAAUAAAGCAAAUGUUAGAAGAGGACUUAACGGUUAUUUUCGCAAUGCUGAAUUUAACCUUCGAAAGAAGGAUGAACAUAAAUUAUCUGCUUCCCCCAAAGUAGCUUUACCUCAGGUAGUAUCAUCUCAGCCAGAAGUAACUUCACAAAGGACACUAGUUGGUAGAGCAAAUAUGAAACGGAAAAGUGUCAUUCCAUUAACUAAGAAGAACAAUCCAAAGUAUGAGGUAAAAGAUAAGCUGUAUUAUAGUGCAUCCAAGGUUACUAAGUUUUCAGAGAAUAAGCAAUACCAAAUAAGAUCAGUGAAGAAAAUGCAGAAAGCAGGAAUUCCAGCUAGUAGAAAGAAGAAAUCUAGACAGUCAGUAUUAUUAGAUGAACCAAAGGUAGCAUUUGCUCCUCCAGAACUUGUAAUAACUGAAGAUAACCAUAAACCUGUUGAACUUUGUCACGCUUCAACUAACACAGGGAUCAUGUUGUCAUUUGGUAAAUCACCUGACAAGGGGCUGGUUAAUGAAGUUGAAAUUCUUAUGGAAGAACAAGAAGAAAUCACCAGAAAGGCAGAGUUGAUUUUGGCAGAAACCUUGGAACGGCGCAGGAAAAUUAAAUCUACUAAUCUUUUGCAAAGUUUCAAGACAUCUGUUUCCCCGCUGAGAAGGAUAUGUGGAAUUAUUCAAGAAAAAACUUCUUUUAUAGAUGUUUCUUCAGAUGCCUCCAAAUCAGUAAAGCUGAACUGAACAAGGUACCUACAG